CAGAGGAUGUGUGUGUGAAGCUGGAGGAUCAUGAAGAAAGAAUUUCAGUUUUUAAAGAGGAGGAGGAGUGCAAGUGGGUGACUGUUACCAUUAAAUCUGAGGAUUUGAAUGAUUUCUCCAUUGGUCUUGAACUUCAAAAGCAUGAAACUGAGGAUAUUUUCAAGCAAGAGGCCUGUGAAGAAUCUCCAUCCAGUUUACAGCCCUGGUCCACUAAUACAGGACAUCUGGCUAUGCAGGAGAAUUCUGCAGAGCUGAAAUCAGAGUUAUCAGAGUCUGAAGAGAAAAUCACUGAGGGAAAUGGGAGAGAAGUAGAAGAGUCACCUGGGAGUGUUGGAAUAAAUUUACAGAAGAAUGGCGGCUUCUGUCCACCUUCAUUUGGUCAGCUCUCCCUUCAGUACAAAGAGAAAGGUAUGAAGAAAUCAGCAAGAGGAUCAGAGAACCUGACAGCAGCCUUUUUGCAGUGCAGUUCUCUCCCUGCUACUGGAGUAACACAGACAGAAGCCAUUGAAAUUGAUGGACAGCAAGUGGAGAAAGAAAUCCAAAUUCAUACUGGAAAAAAAUGUUGUUUGAAAUGUGGCAAACAAUUCACACACAAAAGUGAUCUUAAUAAGCAUAUGAAGAUUCACACAGAAGAAAAAGCAUAUUGUUGUCAUGAAUGUGGUAAGUCAUUCUCAACGAGUAGCUAUCUUCAGAUCCACAGAAGAAGCCACACAGGAGAAAACCCUCAUUGCUGUUCAGAAUGUGGUAAAUCAUUCUCAUGUAUAGGCACGGAAGAAUCCACACAGGAGAAAAACCAUCUUCAGAUCCUCACAGAAGCCAUCUUCAUCCACCACACAGGAGAAUGUAAAGUCAUUCUCAACGAAAAGCUAUCUUCAGAACCACAGAAGAAUCCACACAGGAGAAAAACCUUAUUGCUGUCAAGAAUGUAG
This is a messenger RNA of Polypterus senegalus (gray bichir), 929 nucleotides long. Its product is annotated as zinc finger protein 181-like. Gene Ontology annotation, biological process: regulation of transcription by RNA polymerase II. Bases 231 to 929 code for a protein of 232 amino acids. Lineage: Eukaryota; Metazoa; Chordata; Cladistia; Polypteriformes; Polypteridae. The record is from RefSeq and is a predicted model, not a curated record. Gene Ontology annotation, molecular function: RNA polymerase II cis-regulatory region sequence-specific DNA binding; DNA-binding transcription factor activity, RNA polymerase II-specific. The transcript has 2 exons.